GCGCGAAGCCGCGAAACUGAGAGAAGCACAGCGCUACUUCUGCCGUGGAGAUGGCUGGCAGGUGCAGAACGAGCUUCCCCGAGCCAGAAGAAGAGCUGGGAAUUACUCACGUAUGUCCUUUAGGAGCCGAUUUCGCCAAGAUGCAGUCGUUGUUACUAUGUAUUACCGGCGCUGUCGCUACAGUGGAACCUCUCUCUCUAAGGGCACCCUGAGAUGAGGACGACUCUAUAAUAAGAAUACCCCACUAGCAGUUCUUAAAUAAGGACACCUCUGCUCACAAAUAUGGACACUUUCUUCUGCCCCGUUUGUGUGUCUUGAUCAGAGAGGCGUAUACUGUAGCUGUGUUUUGCAGGAGUGUCGCGGCUGGCAGUGCUGUGCUCUGUGUCGCUCCAGUAGACUGGGAGUUGCAACUUUGAGGAGAGCGAGAGAGAGACAAGUGGCGUGGAGGGAAACUAACACCCCACUUCACAACAACCCUGUACCUGAUCCCGUUCCAUUCACGUCACUGGACGAUGCGUUUGACUCUCUCCUUCAAUACAUGAACACUGCUUCAAGAAAAUGCCGUAACUACCACUGUUGUCACGACGACCACUCUCCCCGUGGGUCACAUGCCCACAGACAUCGUGUAAGAUAUCACGACGGUUCCACCUUACACCCUGGAGACCGCAGAGACAAACUGUCUUGUUCUCCACCUCCGCGAGUUGUCCUCAACGCGUCGCCAGGCAACUACGUUGUCACGGCAGCAAGAUGGGGUCCUCAAGCCACACCCACCACUAGAGUCGUGAACCUUGACCCCGAGAAAUAUGUCACUCUAACUAUGACGGUUUAGCUCUCUUAUUGCAUUCCUUUUUCUGCAAUUUUUACGCAAUAUUGAACCUCCAGUGUAAAUGUUUUUUUUAUUGCUCGCGAG
Molecule: messenger RNA, 910 nt
Organism: Geodia barretti
Lineage: Eukaryota; Metazoa; Porifera; Demospongiae; Tetractinellida; Geodiidae
Source: the annotation of a GenBank genome assembly